AUGGAUCCUCGUCACCCUGAACCCAUUACUCAAACCUCUAUUGCUGCAACUCAGGCUGCUUUGCCAAAAUCGCCAGUAAUUCCCACUGUCAUCGGUCAUGGCUUUGAUGACAUUCUUCUCACUGGUGUUGCCCCUGUUCGAACUCUCGUCAAUGGAGCUUUCAAUCUAGAAUUCACCACUUGGAAACGAAAAGAUCAACUCUUAUUGAAUUGGCUCCGAUCUUCAAUGACCGAGACAAUUCUUGGAUCUCUGGCUCAAUACAACUCCUCCUUCGAUGCUUGGCGUGCCCUAGAACAAAGAUUUGCCAGUCAAUCCAAGGCUAGAUUGCUUCAAAUUAAAUCUCAGAUCUCGACAAUUAAGAAAUGUAAUCUUUCAAUCACUGAUUACUGUGACAAAGUGAAACUUCUUGUUGAUUCUUUGUCCACGGUUGGUCAUUCUCUUGAUGACAAUGAUCUCAUAAUGCACAUGCUUAAUGGAUUAGGACCUGAGUAG
Cannabis sativa is the source of this 492-nucleotide messenger RNA. RefSeq lists its product as uncharacterized. NCBI's taxonomy places the organism in Eukaryota, Viridiplantae, Streptophyta, Magnoliopsida, Rosales, Cannabaceae. The record is from RefSeq and is a predicted model, not a curated record. The coding region runs from base 1 to 492 and encodes 163 amino acids. The transcript is spliced from 2 exons.